Molecule: messenger RNA, 1193 nt
Organism: Musa acuminata subsp. malaccensis (wild Malaysian banana)
Lineage: Eukaryota; Viridiplantae; Streptophyta; Magnoliopsida; Zingiberales; Musaceae
Cellular component (GO): cytosol
Source: RefSeq, a predicted model, not a curated record
GCCCUAGCGUUCUCCGUUCCCGGUAAUCAACCAACCGUCGCCCGGGCGGCUUUCGUGCUGUGGCGGCGGCGGAGGCGGAGGCGAGGCGGAACGGGUUGGUGAGUAGUUGGCAUGAGCGAGCAAUAACCCGCCGCGGGUGUCUUGCAUUCUACGGUUUACAUCUUAUCUUUUUCGGCUUUCUUUGAUAUAUUGGAUGCCGGAAUUAGUUGAAAAAGAUGGGUUUUGGCCGGCGAUUUGGAGCGGCCGAGUAGAAGCCCUUUCACGGUUCUAAAUAUUCGACACGUCCAUGCACCGAGCCGCAGUUCCGUGCGCUAAUUUGCCCAAAAAUUGGCCUUUCUAAACUUUUUCUUGAUCUUUCCUUAGUGAGUGGCUGAUCAUGAAUCAUGUUUCUGAACCCUUGCGCUGUAAAGCUGGGGAUCCCCAAACAACUGACAUAGUAAUUGUAUGAAUGCAGUCCAGGCGAUAGCCCAGGCGCUUAGGCGGUUUGUAGAAUAAGCUUUAGCCAUGUCUCUUACCGGCAAAAUCUUCUUCCAAAAGACAUAUUAUGAGGUCUUGUCAGUCAAAGAAGAUGCGAGUUAUGAUGAGAUCAAAGUAAGUUACAAAUCCGCCCUUCUAAAUUCUCAUCCUGAUAAGCUGCACAAGAAAUAUGAUGCAUCUAGGGAUCAUCAUGAGCUAGAUUUCCUAGAGGUGCAGAAGGCAUGGGAAGUCCUUUCGGAUUCCAAGUCUAGGGCAAACUAUAACAAGGAGUUGCAAGCUUCGAGGCUGGAACUGGAGAUUCCGGCCAAUGAAGUUGAAUUGGGGGAUAUGUCUGUUAAGACCGUCGGUGAUCUGCAGGAGCUCUUCUACGAAUGUAGAUGCGGUGACUAUUUCUCAAUCACCUCAUUGGAGCUCAGAGAGAUGGGCAUUUUAUUGGAUAUGGAGAGUGUGCAUUUAUCUGUUGAUUCAAAGCCAGCUUCAGUUCUCAUUCCUUGUGGCUCUUGUUCACUGAAGAUUCGUCUAAGUAUAGAUCACAGUCCUUGAAUGCUGUUAGCUUCUAUUGCCUUGCAAAGAACAUCUCUUCCUCUGCUCUUCCACUUUUCCUAUGUGUUUCUCUCUCAUUUUUCUUUCCCACAAUUUACAUGUUUCAUAAUCUUGAGAGAUAAGAUGAGCUUUUGUAUCCAAAACUGAGAUUUUUAGUCUUUUAUAUUAAAUGA